Molecule: messenger RNA, 2342 nt
Organism: Nematolebias whitei (Rio pearlfish)
Lineage: Eukaryota; Metazoa; Chordata; Actinopteri; Cyprinodontiformes; Rivulidae
Product: adhesion G protein-coupled receptor E1
Exons: 19
Coding region: 1-2328 (775 amino acids)
Biological process (GO): cell surface receptor signaling pathway; adenylate cyclase-activating G protein-coupled receptor signaling pathway
Cellular component (GO): membrane
Molecular function (GO): calcium ion binding; G protein-coupled receptor activity
Source: RefSeq, a predicted model, not a curated record
AUGGCAGGCAAGUGGACCUUCCUAAUACUGGUUUGGCUCGUGUCUACUUUCAUGGUCCAAAACGCACAAUUAUGCCCCGUAGGGUUUACUAAGCUCGAGUCAAGAUGUGUUGAUCUCGAUGAAUGUGUUGUUCAAGAGGAUAUAUGUGGAAAAAAUGCUCAAUGUUUUAACACAAUUGGAAGCUACUACUGCCAGUGUAAAGACGGUUAUAAAUCAACAAAUGGGGUGAAUUUUACAGCUGUUUCAAAUGCAAACUGUAUAGAUAUAGAUGAAUGUAAAGAACCGAAAGACAUCUGUGGACCUCAUGCCAUUUGUACCAAUGCAGUUCCCCAUUACAAGUGCUCUUGUAAAGAAGGAUUCGUCUCUUCUGCCGAAGUGAAAUUUUUUACUAAAAGUGAUAAUGUUACAUGCAGAGAUAAAGAUGAAUGUACAGAGGAAACAGUUUGUGGUCUGAAUUCAACAUGCAAGAACACAAAAGGCAGUUAUAAUUGUGUGUGCAAACCUGGCUUUAGACUGAAAUCUGGCAAACAUAAUUACACUGGAAAAGUGGAACAAUGUGAAGACCUGUGUAAGCUUGAUAAGACAAUCUGUGGAAAUGGAACCUGUCACACUGGAGACAGUGGAUAUUACUGUACAUGUUUUACUAACUAUGGCAACAAGAUGUCUCGCUGCAUUGAUAUGGAUUGUGGUGUUUUUAACAAAGCAAAAGAUCUGGUAGAGACAUUCAGCAUUGUAGAAGAUCAUGUGACGCAACUGAGGAAAGGUUGUCUGGAGCAGACCGAGGGCAAGGAUCCAAGGGAGCUGGAUGGAAAGAGCUUUCUAAAGAUUAUGCAGUCGAUGAUCGACAAGCUUUUGUCUAGAGCUCUGAAUGAUAACAGGAAAGUCUCCACCUUUCUGGACUUGGUGGAGCAAGCUCUGAGGCUCAUUGGACCUUUUGUAACAGCCCCUGGGACCAGAAUGACCUCAUCUCACACAGAACUGGAGCUACUGGCACAUACUGGCUCAGUCAACCCUCAAGAAACAAAGACUUUAUCUUCAAAUCACGCUCAACUGGACAUCAAGAUGGAGGUAGCUGCUGGAAAUCUCUCCCAAUACCCUGGGUUUACUGUGGCAUCCUUGAUAAGUUAUUCAAACCUGGAAGAAUCUGCAGAUGGCUUCUUUGGUGGGAUGAAAAAAGAGGAGAACCAGAUCUUUAAGAUAAACUCCAAAGUUGUGACUGUCACCGUCAGUAAUACAGACACAAAUCAUCUCAAAGAGCCGGUCAAAAUAACUUUGUACCACCUUAAUCAGUCAAAUGAAACCUCCCACACCUGCGUGUUCUGGGACUCUUCAGAGGAUGGGGGGGCGUGGUCACCUCGAGGUUGCAGUGUUGCAGAGUCGAACCCAAAAUUCACAGUGUGUUCCUGUAACCACCUGAGCAGCUUUGCUGUGCUUAUGGCCCUCUAUGAAAUAGAGGACCAUUUUGAGCUGCAGCUGAUCACCUGGGUGGGCCUGUCUCUUUCACUAAUUUGUUUGUUCAUGUGCAUCUUGACGUUCUCAAUGAUCCGUUCCAUCCAAAGCCCAAGAACUACCAUCCACCUGCACCUCUGUAUCAGCCUCUCCAUCGCUAUCAUUAUCUUUCUUGCAGGCAUCACACAAACAGAGAACAAGGUUGGAUGUGCAGUUGUAGCAGGGAUGUUGCAUUUCUUCUACCUGGCAGCAUUUUGCUGGAUGUGUCUGGAAGGUGUACAGCUCUUCAGGAUGGUAAUACUGGUCUUUAACACCAACUAUAAAACAGUCUACAUGAUGGCAGGUGGCUAUGGAGUCCCGGCUGUGAUCGUUGCUGUCUCUGCAUUGGUUAAUGCUAAGGGAUAUGGCACUAAGAGAUAUUGUUGGCUAAACCUGGAUUCCAUUUGGAGUUUCUUUGGUCCUGCAUGUGUCAUCAUCACUGUAAAUAUUAUCUUCUUUCUCAUCACUGCAUGGAAACUGACACUGAAGUUUUCAAGCUUGAACCCUGAUCUGGACAGUUUGCAGAAAAUAAAGGCAUUCAUCAUUACUGCAGUGGCUCAGAUGUGCAUUCUGGGCAUCAUGUGGAUCUUCGGAUGUUUCCAGUUUGAGAGUGGCACCAUAGCCAUGUCUUAUUUGUUCACAAUAUUUGGCAGCUUUCAGGGAGUUAUGCUCUUUGUCAUGCAUUGUCUGUUUUCUAAACAGGUGAGAGAGGAAUAUGCAAACAUUCUGUCUCGUUUUUGUGCACCUCGAAAGAGGAAAUACUCCGAGUUCAGUUUCUCAAAUUCCAGCAAAGCACAAACAUCCAAAAGUGCCCAGGACACAGGAGAGUCUCACAUUUAAGGAUGCUAAUCAUG